AUGGAUCAAACAGAAAAGUCUUUACAAUCUGUUUCAACGGUAGAGAGCGAGGAAGAUUAUGGACCGUUACUGAUUGGAAAGUUAGAGGGCAAUGGAAUCACAAAUGGAGACAUCAAAAAGCUUACCGAGGCCGGUUUUCACACCGUCGAAUCGGUUGCUUACACACCGAAAAAGCACUUGCUUGCGAUCAAAGGCAUUUCCGAAGCGAAGGCUGACAAAAUACUCCAGGAAGCAUCGAAGCACGUACCGAUGGGCUUUACAACAGCCACUGAAUAUCACCAGAAGCGAUCGGAAAUUAUCCAACUUACUACGGGAUCAAAAGAGUUGGACAAGCUGCUCGGCGGUGGCAUUGAAACGGGUAGCAUCACCGAGGUGUUUGGCGAGUUUCGCACCGGCAAAACACAACUGUGCCACACGUUGGCCGUCACAUGCCAACUGCCGGUGAGUCAGAACGGUGGCGAAGGCAAAUGUAUGUACAUCGACACGGAGGGAACGUUUCGACCGGAGCGACUGGCAGCUACCGCCGAACGGUAUAAACUGGUGGGAUCGGACGUGUUGGACAAUGUGGCCUAUGCGAGAGCGUACAACACCGACCACCAGAUGCAACUGCUGGUGCAAGGGUCGGCCAUGAUGGCAGAAUCUCGAUACGCACUUAUCAUAGUGGACAGUGCCACCAGCCUGUUCCGAACGGAUUACAGCGGACGGGGUGAGCUAGCAGCACGGCAGACACAUUUGGCGAAAUUCAUGCGCAUGUUGUUACGGAUGGCGGACGAAUUUGGGGUUGCGGUUUUGAUCACGAAUCAAGUCGUGGCUCAGGUGGACGGUGCGGCUAUGUUUAAUCCCGAUCCGAAGAAACCGAUUGGAGGCAAUAUAAUAGCACAUGCGUCUACCACCCGGUUGUACUUGCGGAAGGGUCGGGGUGAAGCGAGAAUCUGUAAAAUUUAUGACUCGCCAUGCUUGGCCGAGGGGGAAGCCACGUUCGCUAUCAACCCGGACGGGAUUGGCGAUGUGAAGGAGUAG
Messenger RNA from Anopheles maculipalpis, 1020 nucleotides. RefSeq names its product DNA repair protein RAD51 homolog A (gene spn-A). The coding region runs from base 1 to 1020 and encodes 339 amino acids. The transcript has 2 exons. Gene Ontology annotation, cellular component: condensed nuclear chromosome. The record is from RefSeq and is a predicted model, not a curated record. Lineage: Eukaryota; Metazoa; Arthropoda; Insecta; Diptera; Culicidae. Gene Ontology annotation, molecular function: single-stranded DNA binding; double-stranded DNA binding; ATP hydrolysis activity. Gene Ontology annotation, biological process: reciprocal meiotic recombination; mitotic recombination-dependent replication fork processing; double-strand break repair via homologous recombination.